Messenger RNA from Entrophospora sp. SA101, 1134 nucleotides. NCBI's taxonomy places the organism in Eukaryota, Fungi, Glomeromycota, Glomeromycetes, Entrophosporales, Entrophosporaceae. The record is from the annotation of a GenBank genome assembly.
AUGGUUAGAACAUUUAUCGUACCAAUCAAUUCCUUAAAAGAUGAGUAUAAAGAUAAAUCAAAGUACUCGCCAAGAGUGGUAAAAGAAGAAUCUGUCGAUGAUUUAUUAAGUGUAAAAAUAAAGGUGAAACUUGAACCAGCAGAACCGGUCCAAAAUUUUGAGGAAGAAGGAAUUGUUUUGUUUGAAUUUCAGGGAGACUUUGAUAAUUAUGGUCAUGAAAAUCCAAUAAAUGGUUUAGAAAUUGGUCCAAUGACGUUCAACGAAGAAAAUCAACCAAUAAUAGAUUCAGAAUAUAAUAGUUUACAACAAGAAUUAAUAAGAAGAUAUACAAAUGCUAUGAAUGAAAACAUUGAUAAGAAGAAUGUAUUAAAUACUUUUGAUGAUGUACCAGAUUUUGUUAAAACCACUGGAUCCGUCAAAGUAAAUCUUGACGAUCAUAAAAGCACAUUAACACCUUAUGAAUUAACACUUUCAACAUUAAUGUCAGCUAAUCUUCAUUUAGGACAUUCAAGCACUCUAUGGAAUCCAAUAAAUUCAUCAUUUAUUUAUGGAAUAAGACAUGGUAUAAACAUCAUAAAUCUAGACUAUACACUAAUUUAUUUACGUAGAGCAUGUAAAAUUGUUAAGGAAGUUAGUUAUCGUGGUGGUAUAAUUAUUUUUAUGGGAACACGUGGCGAUGAAUUUUCAAAAGCGACAAUCAAAGCAGCAAGAUUUUGUCAACAAUAUCAAAUCUCUAAACGUUGGAUACCUGGCACCCUGACAAAUACUCAACAAAUUUUAGGAAAAUUGAUUCAUAAAAAACCUGGGGAUUUCAUAUCAAAGGUUUUUAAACCUGAUUUGAUAAUUUUCUUGAAUCCGUUGGAAAAUUCUAUAGCAUUGGAAGAGACAAAAGUAUGUAAUAUCCCAACAAUUGGGGUUGUGGAUACUGAUUUUGAUCCUAGAAAAGUUACUUGGCCUAUACCAGCUAAUGAUGAUUCUGUUACUGGUAUAGAAUUGAUUUCUGGUGUUUUAAGUUAUGCUGCUGCCGAGGGUUUACUAAAAAGACAACAGAUGCUUAAAGCGUUGAAACAGAAAAUGGAAAAAAGCAAAUUAAAACCUAAUUUAAGAGCCAAUUUAUUAACAAAUGUAUUAUAA